AUGACCGACAAUAUCCCGCUACAGCCUGUCAGGCGACCGAAGCGACACGACGGCAAACACAGGAAUGGGUGCUGCCCGUGGUCGAGAUGCUGUGGCAUGGGCGACUUCCGUCCCCGCACCGUGUGGCUUGGCCACCCAGAAAAGAGGGAGCAGAGGUACCCCAGGAAUGUCAUUAACAACCAGAAGUACAACUUCUUCACCUUCCUGCCUGGGGUGCUGUUCAAUCAGUUCAAGUACUUCUUCAACUUGUACUUUUUGCUCUUGGCCUGCUCUCAAUUUGUCAAGGAGUUACGCUUAGGUGCCCUCUACACCUACUGGGUCCCUUUGGGUCUUGUUUUGAUUAUCACCAUCAUGAGGGAGGCAGUUGAAGAAAUAAGAUGCUACCUUCGGGACAAAGAGGUGAACUCUCAGAUUUACAGCAAACUUUCAACAAGAGGCACAGUGAAGGUUAAAAGCAGUGGCAUUCAAGUUGGUGAUCUUAUAAUUGUGGAAAAGAACCAGCGUGUUCCUGCUGACAUGAUCUUUUUAAGGACCUCUGAAAGAAAUGGCUCCUGUUUCCUGCGCACUGACCAGCUGGAUGGAGAGACGGACUGGAAACUACGCCUCCCAGUGGCCUGCACUCAGAGAUUGCCAACUGCUGCUGACCUUCUCCAAAUUAGAUCAUAUGUGUAUGCAGAAGAGCCAAACAUUGAUAUCCAUAACUUUAUUGGAACUUUCACCAGGGAGGACGGCGACCCACCAGCUAAUGAAAGUCUCAGUAUUGAGAACACCCUGUGGGCCAGCACUGUUGUCGCCUCUGGCACAGUGGUGGGGGUUGUGAUUUACACAGGCAAAGAACUGCGCAGUGUCAUGAACACCUCCAACCCAAGGCACAAGGUGGGUUUGUUUGACCUGGAAGUAAAUUGUUUGACCAAGAUCCUGUUUGGGGCCCUGGUGGUGGUGUCCCUUGUCAUGGUGGCCCUCCAGCACUUCGCUGGCCGUUGGUACCUCCAGAUCUUUCGCUUCCUGCUGCUCUUCUCCCACAUUGUGCCCAUAAGUUUGCGUGUCAAUCUGGAUAUGGGCAAGAUGGUUUUCAGUUGGAUGAUUAAGAAAGACUCCAAGAUCCCUGGGACGGUGGUGAGGGCCAGCACCAUACCCGAACAGCUUGGACGCAUCUCCUACCUGCUGACUGACAAAACAGGAACUCUUACCCAAAACGAAAUGGUGUUCAGGCGUCUUCAUCUUGGAACUGUGGCAUACGGGAUGGACUCUAUGGAUGAAGUACAAAGCCACGUUUUCAGCGCCUACACACAGCCCACCCAUGAUGCUCCAGCCUCCAGGGCUCCAGCAGCCACUAAGGUCCGAAAGUCUAUCAUCAGCAGAGUUCACGAGGCUGUGAAGGCCAUCGCCCUGGUGCACAACGUGACACCCGUGUAUGAGUCCAACGGUGUGACUGACCAGGCCGAGGCUGAGCAGCACUACGAAGACACAUGCAGAGUCUACCAGGCGUCCAGUCCAGAUGAGGUGUCGCUGGUGCAGUGGACAGAGAGUGUUGGGCUGACACUGGUGGGAAGGGACCAGUCGUCCAUGCAGCUGCGGACCCCUACUGGCCAAAUACUGAACUUCACUAUCCUUCAGAUAUUUCCCUUCACCUAUGAGAGCAAGAGGAUGGGCAUUAUUGUGCGAGAUGAAUCUACAGGGGAGAUAACUUUCUACAUGAAGGGUGCUGAUGUGGUGAUGGCAGGCAUCGUCCAGUACAAUGAUUGGCUGGAAGAGGAGUGUGGGAACAUGGCGAGAGAAGGUCUGAGGGUCCUUGUGGUGUCCAAGAAGUCGCUGACUGAGGAGCAGUAUCAAGAUUUUGAGGCGCGAUAUGUCCAGGCCAAGCUCAGUGUCCAUGACCGCUCUCUGAAGGUGGCCACCGUGAUUGAGAGUCUCGAGAUGGAGAUGGAGUUGUUGUGCCUGACUGGGGUGGAGGACCAGCUCCAGACUGAUGUCAGGCCCACCCUGGAGAUCCUUCGCAAUGCAGGCAUCAAGGUUUGGAUGCUGACGGGAGACAAGCUUGAAACUGCCACAUGCACCGCUAAGAACGCCCAUCUGAUCACCCGUAACCAGGACAUCCAUAUCUUCAGACCAGUGACAACACGAGGGGAAGCCCACCUGGAGCUCAACGCCUUCAGGAGAAAACAUGACUGCGCUCUGGUGAUAUCAGGGGACUCGCUUGAGGUUUGCCUGAAAUAUUAUGAAUACGAAUUCAUGGAACUGGCAUGCCAGUGUCCCGCUGUGGUUUGCUGCCGAUGCACCCCGACUCAGAAGGCUCAGAUAGUUCGACUGUUGCAAGAGCGCACAGGCAAACUCACCUGCGCCGUAGGGGAUGGAGGAAACGAUGUCAGCAUGAUCCAGGAAGCUGACUGUGGCGUGGGAGUGGAGGGAAAAGAAGGAAAGCAGGCCUCUUUGGCUGCCGACUUCUCAGUGACUCAGUUCAAACAUUUAGGCCGUCUCCUCAUGGUCCACGGUCGCAACAGCUACAAAAGGUCUGCAGCCCUCAGCCAGUUUGUCAUCCACAGGAGCUUGUGCAUCAGCACCAUGCAGGCGGUUUUCUCCUCUGUUUUCUACUUUGCCUCAGUCCCACUCUACCAAGGAUUCCUGAUUAUUGGCUACUCUACUAUCUACACCAUGUUCCCUGUUUUCUCUCUUGUGUUGGACAAAGAUGUGAAGUCAGAGGUUGCCAUGCUGUACCCAGAAUUAUAUAAAGAUCUCUUGAAGGGUCGACCACUAUCUUUCAAGACAUUUCUAAUAUGGGUCCUAAUAAGUAUCUAUCAAGGGAGCAUCAUCAUGUACGGGGCGCUGCUGCUCUUCGAGUCAGAGUUCGUCCACAUCGUUGCCAUUUCUUUCACCUCUCUCAUCCUGACUGAGCUGCUGAUGGUGGCCCUGACCAUCCAGACGUGGCACUGGCUCAUGAUCGUCGGCGAGCUCCUGAGCUUGGCGUGUUACGUCGCCUCGCUCGUGUUCCUGCACGAGUUCAUCGACGUAUACUUCAUCGCCACGGUGUCGUUCCUGUGGAAGGUGACGGUCAUCACGCUGGUGAGCUGUCUGCCCCUGUACAUCCUCAAGUACCUGCGCAGACGCUUCUCUCCACCCAAUUACUCCAAGCUGACCUCUUAAACUCUGAGAGGAGUCUCCAGCUUUGUUUACGGUGGGAAAACAAAAAGGUGUCCCCGUCUUCACCCUGCAAAGCCUGCGCCUAGACCAGGGAACCAAAACUGGAUUCACCCCCUUUAGUUUCUGAAAAGCUCUCCUUAAAAAUGUAAUGGUGGACAGAUUUGACUUGGACAGAUUGUUUCGUGGGAGGGAGAGUUUGAGUCAGCUAAAAAAGAAGUUUUAAUUGCUAUGUGUAUUUGAUGCAAGGACUAAUUGAAGAUUUCUCUGGGUAGAGAACACCUACAGUGAGUUGUGGUUGAGGGCACAUCAACCAGAUUCACCUGGUUUUAGUAAACUUAUUUAUUUUGAGCUGUCUGGGCAGAAUCAAGAACAUAUAAAGGUCCUGAACACAAAUGUAAACACGUAAUCUCGAUUCAGCUAUUUAGCAUGAAUGGCAAAAAAAAUAAAUAAAAAAAUUCAUUUUGGUUUAUAAUGUCAAAAAUCACAUCAGGAAGAAAAGUAGAAAAGCCCUGUUGAUGUGUCAUUUGGACUAGAAACAAAGUUGCUCUAAUUUCCAUUUCUAUCUAAAAUAGCAAAACAGUUUUUAUUCUGAGUAACUGAAAUUGACGUAGCAUUCUCACUCAGGACUUGAUUCACAUUCUCCUUAAACAGUGAUUCUAAAUGGAGUUUGAGAAUUAUAUGGUUAAAAAAAAAGAAAAAAAAGUUUACUGGCUAGACUUUGCAUAAAACACACGUCUGCAAGUUUGUGUAUUUGUUUAUGCGUCACCCCGAAGCUACAGCCCAAAACGGCGGAGGUGGUGUGGUUGUUUAUUUUAGCAUGACCCGUGGUGUCUGAUGUUAAAUCUGUCCUUGUCUCUUUGUAUGGACCCUGACUUGUUAGUGUUUGUGGAGCGCGGUUUAAAGCAGCCACAAAGGAGUGUUGGUUAUUUGCAGCCGAACCCUUCCGCUGAGGCUCCUGGGAAUGCGCAGCCUCUAAUGUGGCCACUCGGGCCGGCCAGCACCGGCUACGCUUCAGCAUUGCAUGGUGACUCACUGUAACAGUGACCUAAAGCCAUAACUGAAAAUACCCUGGUGACCAGCUGCCCCCUUUCAUGUUGUCUAAUCCAGGGCCCCCUCACUUCUCACUGCUACUAACCUCCACAGUUCAGCUGUGACAUUAAAAAAAAAAAAGGGAUCAAAUCACAACUGUUCAGUCAAGUACAAUGUGAAUAUUGUCAAUAAGUAUUACAACUGAACACUGGAAGAAAACACUGAUACAAUGAUACACUCCUCAUAAUUCCUUCCACUGUAGUGUGAUGACGGAUUGUAAAUAGUUAGCAACAAACAGAGCAUCCAGGGUGCCAUAAUGAAUCCGUUCUUUCGUAUGCUAAAUAGGAAUUUGAACCCCCACUGAAUUCAGCAAGCUAUUUGCACAGAAUUUUGUUUUGUACAACUGUUAAGUAUAUUUUUAUGUUGUAAUAGAAGUGCAAAGCAUAAUUAAUGCUAAAAUGAUUUGCUUGCUUGUAAAUAACUUGUUUUUUUUAAUUAUUUAUUAACAUGUUUUAUUUAAUGAUGUCGAUUGCACUCAGAUGAGCAGAACAAAAAGGGAGAAUUGUGCUGAUGUCAAUGUUGUGAUGAUGAUUAAUAAAUAUCAUGUUUUCUUUU
Molecule: messenger RNA, 4782 nt
Organism: Stegastes partitus (bicolor damselfish)
Lineage: Eukaryota; Metazoa; Chordata; Actinopteri; Pomacentridae
Gene: atp9a
Product: ATPase phospholipid transporting 9A
Exons: 28
Coding region: 1-3141 (1046 amino acids)
Biological process (GO): retrograde vesicle-mediated transport, Golgi to endoplasmic reticulum; endocytosis; phospholipid translocation
Cellular component (GO): trans-Golgi network; endosome; plasma membrane
Molecular function (GO): ATPase-coupled intramembrane lipid carrier activity; ATP hydrolysis activity; magnesium ion binding
Source: RefSeq, a predicted model, not a curated record